AGUUCGAACUUAAAUUUCUUUGCCAAACACCUACAUAUAUGUACAUAUAUAUGGGCAAUAUGUACAUUAGGUGAUUAUUUUAUGGUCGCUUUAACGAUUAUUGGAACCGUCAAGCGACUCGAGCUGCAAAAAUUAAAGAAUUCGAUUGACAUGAAUAUAUAUAUAUGUAAAUAGUCUGUAACUAGUAGGUUACAGAGGUAGUAGUAGAGGCAAACAAUAAACAAAGCACCCAGCAACCGGGCAAACAAAGUCAACUCAGGCAUAUAUCCACAUCCUACUAACAAGAAGAGACAGACAUAUCGACCUCGAAUACAGUUGAACAUCUUUUAUAACUAACUCCGGCACAAUGACGCUCAAAAUCGGUAUAUGCACCAAGCAGGAUCUCGACGAGGCGAUGAAGCUGCAGAAGCGGGAGCAGUACGAAGAUGAGCGGAAGCGGCGCAUUUUUAAUGCCAAACAGCGUCUUUACGGGCUCGACCUAGAAAUGCUGGAUCGCCAAAUACUUGAGAAAAAGAAGCAGCGAACCGCCCAGAUGGAGUGCGACAAGAAAUUUGAAGAACAGGAGCAGCUGCAGAAGCGUCUGAUCCUGGCCCAGGAAAUGGAGUUGGAGAAAAAACAGCGUGUGGUGGACUCGGAUCUUAACUAUUAUCGCUGCCGCUAUCAGCGCAAGGAGCAGCGCCGCGAAUUCGACCUAAAUGAUCCGAAUUUCUUGAAGAAGGCACGUCCAACAAGAGUCGCCGACAAUGACAUUUCGCUGGGCGUGUCCAGUGCCCAGAUCUUUCAAGGCGAGGACCUCUAUAACUCUGACAGAAAGCAGCGGCAGCGGGAGCAGCAAAGAGCCUGGCUGGAUCAGCAAGUGCAGGAGCGUAAGAGGGCGGAGGAUGCUCGCAAGCAGGCCGAUAAUGUGUUGAUGGACAACGUUGGUUGCAGAGACAAGCAUCUGCAGGAGAUGGCCAAGUCUGAUCACCAGAUGCGCAACCAAGUCAUCCAGCGAGUGCGUCAGUUCAAUAUCAACAUGGCCAAGCAGAAGCAAUUGGACCGCGAAAGGGAAAAGCGUGAAAAGUACGAGGAUGACAUGGCCGAGAUCUAUAACAUGCUCUCCAGCGAUAUGCUAACUGAAAAUCCGGAUGUGGCUCAAUCGCGCACCGAUCCGAACAAGAAGAUUGCCUUCAUGUAUCGCGGCAUGACGCCCGAAGAACUUCGCGUGUUUCGUCUUGGACAAGAUCAGCAGCUUCGUUUGUCUAUUCAGCGCAAGACGGAGGCCCAGAUGAUGGACAAACAGUGGGAGCAAUACUCCAUUAAUAUGGACCGCACCCUGGUCCUUCACCAAAUCGAGGAUGAUCGCCGACGUAAGGCGGAAUUCGAUGAGCUGAUGCGGGCGAAUUCCAAGUUGGCCGUGGAGCAGGAUCGCCAGCGCAAGGAAGCCCUUGUGGGCCUAACCAAUGCCGUCUCCGAUGACUUUUACGAUCAGUUCAACAAGAACUCACGUUAGUGGGAUUGUAUUGAAGUUCCCAACCAAGACGAUUCGAGAAUAAUGAGCUGGAUGCGAUUAGAAAGCUGCCUCACUUUCUUGUGCAGCAACUUUCCAUAGGCGUCCAGAACAUUGUACUAUUUUAAAAAUACAAUCUUUGUUGGGAAUCUUCACGACGAAAUUAUAAUGUUCAUGUUGGAAACAAAGCAUUUCAAAUAUUUAAAAAUUU
This is a messenger RNA of Drosophila melanogaster (fruit fly), 1700 nucleotides long. RefSeq lists its product as uncharacterized. Lineage: Eukaryota; Metazoa; Arthropoda; Insecta; Diptera; Drosophilidae. The coding region runs from base 347 to 1492 and encodes 381 amino acids. The transcript has 3 exons. The record is from RefSeq and is marked reviewed.